AUGGCCGACGAGAAGGAAAACUGCGUUAGGAUGACGAGAGCGGCGGCGAAGAGAAAAGCUUCCAUGGCGGCGACCAUAGACGAGGAUCGGCUCAGCAAGAAGAGGGUCGUCCUCGGGGAGCUUCCAAACAUGUCGAAUCUCUCGUUCCCCAAUCAGGAAAUAGAGAUCAAGAAGACCCGAGAAGCCGUCUCUAGGGUUCCGACGAAGAAACAGAAGAAGAAGGUAGUUCCGACAAAGAAGGAUACGCCGAUUAUAGAUCUGGAUUUGGACAUUGACAGUAGAUCUGAUGAUCCCCAGAUGUGUGGUCCUUAUGUUUCAAGCAUCUUCGAUUAUCUCCGUCAAAUGGAGGGGAAUGCAAAGUCAAGGCCUUUGGUUGAUUAUCUUGACAAGGUUCAGAAAGAUGUUACGUGUAAUAUGAGAGGAGUUUUGGUGGAUUGGUUGGUGGAAGUUGCUGAUGAAUACAAACUUCUCUCGGACACUCUUUACCUCACUGUCUCCUACAUUGAUAGAUUUUUGUCUGUUAAGACUGUUGAUAGGCAAAAGCUUCAGCUUUUGGGAGUUUCUGCAAUGCUUAUUGCUUCGAAGUAUGAAGAGAUAACUCCUCCAAAUGUGGAAGACUUUUGUUACAUUACAGACAAUACUUACACUAAACAAGAAAUUGUGAAGAUGGAAGCUGAUAUACUUCUUGCGUUGCGGUUUGAAUUGGGAAGCCCUACUGUGAAUACAUUUCUAAGACGAUUCACAAGGGUUGCACAAGAAGAUUUCAAAAUGUCACAUUUACAGAUGGAGUUUCUAUGUAGCUAUCUUUCUGAGUUGAGUCUAUUAGACUAUAACUGUGUCAAGUUUCUUCCUUCUAUUGUGGCUGCUUCAGCGGUAUUUCUCGCUAGAUUCAUCAUCCGUCCAAAACAACAUCCAUGGAGUGUAAUGUUGGAAGAAUACACAAAAUACAAAGCGGGUGAUUUGAAAGAAUGUGUUGGUAUGCUACAUGACUUGUAUCUGAGCAGAAAAGGAGGAGUUUUACAAGCAAUAAGAGAGAGAUACAAGAACCAUAAGUUCAAGUGUGUGGCGACUAUGCCUGCAUCGCCAGAGCUGCCUCUUACCUUUUUCGAAGAUGUCAACAUUUAG
This is a messenger RNA of Arabis nemorensis, 1125 nucleotides long. NCBI's taxonomy places the organism in Eukaryota, Viridiplantae, Streptophyta, Magnoliopsida, Brassicales, Brassicaceae. The record is from the annotation of a GenBank genome assembly.